Molecule: messenger RNA, 4611 nt
Organism: Ictidomys tridecemlineatus (thirteen-lined ground squirrel)
Lineage: Eukaryota; Metazoa; Chordata; Mammalia; Rodentia; Sciuridae
Gene: Zfp30
Product: ZFP30 zinc finger protein
Biological process (GO): regulation of transcription by RNA polymerase II
Cellular component (GO): nucleus
Molecular function (GO): DNA-binding transcription factor activity, RNA polymerase II-specific; RNA polymerase II cis-regulatory region sequence-specific DNA binding
Source: RefSeq, a predicted model, not a curated record
CAAACGCAGUGCCUCACACACGCUAGGCAAAUACUCUACCACUGAGCCACAACCCCAGCUCCUGGAAGAAAUUCUUUAAGUUCAUGUAAACACUACUUUUUUUAAAAAUAGAGAUUUUAUAGUUCAUUUAGGGGAAGACGAAUCUGGGCCGCACGCAUGCCGCUACCGCUUGAGCCACAUCCCCAGCCCCUAGGGGACAUUUUUCAUCAAUUGUUUUUUUCUGAUUCUUAAAGGAAAAGAUAAUAGGUUCUUAUGAACCUAUUUCAGUUAAUAGGGAAAUUCUGAUAAUUACCUGAACAUGUCGGAAAUUAAUUAGGUAUUCCAUUUUAUAUGGAAUUUUUAGCUGUAGCAAUUGUGGGCAAACUACAUUUGAAGUUGUAAUCAAAUUUGGCCUGAGAACUGUAUUUAUACAGCUUGCAAGCAGAUGGUAUUUUGAAAGAACUGGUUUUUAAAAAAGAAUAUGCAAUGUGGAUGUGGUAUGCAGAGCCUACAAUAUUGACCUCUUAUGGAAAAUGUCUGCCAACCCCUCAUACACAUUAAGAAAUCUUCAAGAGGCCUGGGAAUGUAGCUCACUGGUAGAGUACUUACUUAGCAUAUGCAAAGCCCUGAGUUCGACCCUGGUACCAGAAAGAGAGAGAGGAAGAAAUCUUCAAGAAUAUGUAGCUAUUCUGUUUCCGUCAGACUUAUUUCUUAUUCCCACUUACCCACAUCAUGGGCAUCCAGCUCCAGCCUAUUCACUUAACAUAUAAAAUGAACAUAUAGUCAAGACCCUUCCACCACCUUGAAAACAUUUUGUUUUAGUUGUAGUUGGACACAGUACCUUUAUUUUAUUUUUAUGCAGUGCUGAGGAUCAAGCCCAGGGCCUCGCACGUGCUAGGGGAGCGCUCUACUGCUGAGCCACAACCCCAGCCCCUUGAAAACAUUCUUUUAUCUUACCAACAAUACAUGGGUUUGUCAUUUCAGGAUUUGGUGAUGUUCAGAGAUGUGACUGUAGACUUUUCUCAGGAGGAGUGGGAAUGCCUGAACUCCUAUCAGAGGAAUUUAUACAGAGAUGUGAUUUUGGAGAAUUACAGCAACUUGUUGUCACUUGCAGGAUGUUCCAUUUCUAAGCCAGACGUGAUUACCCUGUUGGAACAAGGGAAGGAUCCCUGGAUGAUUGUGAGGGAUGAGAAAAGAAGAUGGAGCCUAGAUUUGGAAUCCAAAUAUGACACUAAAAAGUUAUUUCAAGAAAAGGAUAUUUAUGAAAUAAAUUUAUCUCAGUGGGAAAUAAUGGAAAGAAUUAAAAGUCGUGGCCUUGAUUGUUCUAUUUUUGGAAAAGACGGUGAAUAUAAAAAGUUUGAGGAACAAGAGGGUCCUCACAAAGUCAAUUUCAGGCAAGUGACAAAAAACACCCCUGAAAAAAUACCCACUUACAGAAAACUCACAUCUCUUGCUCUAUAUCAGAAAAGUCAUAAUAGAGAAAAGCCCUAUGAAUGUGGGGAAUGUGGGAAGGCUUUUAGAGUACGCCAACAACUUACUUUCCAUCAGAGAAUCCAUACCGGUGAGAAACCCUAUGAAUGCAAAGAAUGUGGAAAGGCCUUUAGACAAUGUGCCCACCUGAGUAGACAUCAGAGAAUUCAUACAUCUGACAAACUCUAUGAAUGUAAAAAGUGUGGGAAGAUCUUUACAUGUAGCUCAGACCUUCGAGUACAUCAGAGAAUUCAUAUUGGUGAGAAACCCUAUGAAUGUAAGGAAUGUGGGAAAGCCUUCAGAGUGCGGGGACAGCUUACUCUCCAUCAGCGCAUUCACACUGGUGAGAAACCCUAUGAGUGUAAGGAAUGUGGGAAGACCUUCAGACAGUAUGCACACCUUACUCGACACCAGAGACUUAACAUUGGUGAGAAGUGCUAUGAGUGUAAGGAAUGCGGUCAGGCUUUUCUGUGCAGUACCGGCCUUCGAAUCCACCAUAAACUCCAUACAGGUGAAAAACCCUAUGAUUGCAAGGAGUGCGGAAAGGCCUUUAGGGUACGCCAACAACUUACACUACAUCAGAGGAUUCACACAGGUGAGAAGCCCUAUGAUUGUAAGGAGUGUGGGAAGACCUUUAGUCGCGGCUAUCACCUGACUCUUCAUCAGAGAAUUCAUACAGGUGAGAAACCUUACGAAUGCAAGGAAUGUCAGAAGUUCUUUCGUCGUUACUCAGAACUUAUUUCACAUCAAGGUAUUCAUAUUGGAGAGAAACCUUAUGACUGUAAGGAAUGUGGGAAGGCCUUUAGGCUGUUCUCACAACUUACUCAACACCAGAGCAUUCAUUUUGGUGAGAAACCCUAUAAAUGUAAGGAAUGUGAGAAGACUUUCCGACUGCUCUCACAGCUUACUCAACAUCAGAGCAUUCACACUGGUGAGAAACCCUAUGACUGUAAGGAAUGUGGAAAGGCCUUUAGACUUCAUUCAUCACUUAUUCAACAUCAGAGAAUUCAUUCUGGUGAGAAACCCUACAAAUGUUCAGAAUGUAAGAAGGCCUUCAGACAACAUUCACACCUCACUUACCAUCAGCGAAUUCAUAAUGUAACUUAGUAAUUAUAAGAAUCCUUCAAAUGUCAACCUACUAUUAAAGAGCAUUAGAAAGUAAAUUCUAGAGGAAAAUUUUCCAAUGUAGGAAUCCUUUUUGCUUCAUGCUCACAACUUAGUAUAAAGUUUGUAUUUAAAGAAAACAUGUUAAUUUAAUGACUAUGUAGAAGCCUUUUUUCACAUUCAAGCCAUGUUAAACUAUAGGAAAUUCACUCUAGAAAGGAACUUUGUUAAAGGAGGGUGAAAAAGCUUUUGUCCUUACCUUUUAUCAUCCCUAUUCUUCUAUCUGUGUAGUGUACCUAUGAAAGUUGACAGGGCACCAUCUCAUUCUGAAAAUAGAUAAAUAAAAAGAAAGAAAAGUCAUUUAGCCUGUAUUUCCUAUGUAAACUGUAUUUCAGGAAAACCAGAAGUUGACGAAGUAGUUGAUGAUGUAGAACUAAUUCUUCAUAGAGGUCAAAGCCAGUAAGUGAAAGGUUGACUUGAAUGUUAUGGUGAUGGAUCAGGCUGUCAACAUCUGAAUCCACUGAUCAGAAGUAGGACAAGAAAAUGUUCUGUGCUUCCUAAUGUGAUGCAAUGAAAUACAAACAUCUCACCAAAAAUGUUGAAUGUGAAUUUAAGCCUGAAAAUCCAACUCCAAGUUUAGAAAAAGUAGGGAAUGGAAGAACAAAUUCCAUGACACAACAAAAAGCAAAUGUAAAUGUGGGUGUUCUACAAGAGGAGUGACCCGGCUUCUCGACCAAUAAAAGAACAUUGAAAAAAGGAGCUAGAACUCCUAAGAUAUUGAAAAAACUUUAGAGACAUAUCAAUCAAAUGCAAUGAAUGAAUGGUUCUUUUUCAGGUCAUGACAUUUUCAUAGCAACUGAGAAAAUAAGAAUGUUUCUAGUAGUAAAUUAAGAAACCAUGUUUUUAUUGGGUGUGGAGAAUAGCAUUUUGGUUAUAUAAAAAAAGUCUGUUCAUUAGGGAUAAAUUCUGAAAUUUAUAUAUACAAGAUGUUGUGAUACCUUGAAUGUUCUUUAAAUGUUCAUUCAAAAGAAGUGAGGGCCAGGCAUGGGAGGACACGCUUGUAAUGCCAGCAGCUCGAGGGGCUGAGGCAGAAGGAUCACAAGGCUAGCCUCAGCAACUUAGUGAGACCCUGUCUCAAAAUAAAAAGGGCUAGGGAUGUGGCUCAGUGGUUAAGUGCCCUUGGGUUCAAUCCCCCAUACCAAAUUAAAAAAACAAAACAAAACAGAAAACAAAGUGAGGGGGAUAAUGUAAGUUGGGUAAAAAGAUAGCCAACUAGAUGUUGGGUGCAUGGUUUCUAUUUGUUUUGUUUUUGUAAUUCUGAGUUCUUAUGUAUUUGAAAAUUUCUAAAAUGUUCUUCUAAAGAAAAUUAAUGAUGAAAUUAUAGCCAGUUUGAAAAGGAUAAUUUUUAAAUGCCUAAUAUUAAAAUUUUUGGAUGUUGCCAAAGGUCUACACAUUGGCAUAUUAAAUACACUAUAAUGUAUUGAGAAAGUUGUGACAAAGGUUUCAAAUUUUGCUUAUUCACAUCCUGUCUCUGUAUCUAUUACAGUACCUGUCACACAGUAGGCAUUUCAUAUGUACAAAAUAUAAGUGAAGAAAAGCAGUGACUAUAACUAAAUGUGGAAAUGUGAAUUUGACCCGCACUAAUAUUGUAGUCACUAGCCACAUGUGGGAUCACUUGAAAUUGAGUGUUGAACACUUGAAAUGUGACUAGUCCAAAUUAAAAUGGUGUUAAAUGUAAAAUACAAACAAGAUGGUGAAGAUUAAGUUCUAAAAAAACAGUUUUUCUUAUUGAAAUGAUAAUAUAUUAGAUAUAUGGCUCAAUACAUGAUACAUUUUAAUGAUAUAGUAUAAUGAAUUUUAAAAUACAUUCAAAUUAAUUUCAUUACUUGUUGCUUUUUAAUGUGACUAUUGGAGAAUUUUAAAUUAUGUGGUUUGUAGUACUUGUCUAUUAUCAGCAUUGGUAUAAAAAAUAAAAAUAUAGACUUUAGCCAAUGGCGUUUUCUUUUAAAAUGGCAUCAAUACAUCAAGAACUUGGUAGUUUGCACCAAAAAAAAAAAA